GCGGCCGGAGCGCGCCUGCGAGGCUCGGGGGAGCGGAGCCGCCCGUCUCCGCCCGGCCCCCGCGAGGAGAGGGCGGCGCGACUUCCUUGCAGCCCGCCGAGAACGGAGCCGCGGAAAGUAUUCAAUCAGUGGAGACCCACCCUGUUACAACCGCCGAACGCCAGGCGUGCCAGCCCCUGAUGUUCAGAAUCAAAAGACUGCCUGCAGAACGCAAGAGUCCAGCAUAACCCUUGGAGCCCUUACAACCCCGUCUCCCAAGCCAGAGAAGAUGGCUCCCACCCUAGAGCAGGCCUACCGCCGGCGCUGGUGGAUGGCCUGCACGGCCGUGGUGGAAAACCUCUUCUUCUCCGCGGUCCUGCUGGGCUGGGGCUCCUUGCUCAUCAUGCUCAAGCACGAAGGAUUCUACUCUCAUUUGUGCCAAGGUGGGAAUGCCACCAAUGGCUCAGGGGAAGCCAGCACAUCUCACCGGUGGCCCAGCUGUGUGGAACAGGAGGAAAUGCUCAACCUGGGUUUCACCAUUGGCUCCUUCUUACUAAGUGCUGCUACUUUGCCACUUGGGAUAUUCAUGGACCGACUUGGCCCCAGGCCACUCCGCCUGAUUGGCAGUGCCAGCUUUGCGCUCUCCUGCGCCCUCAUGGCCCUGGCUGCCCACGACCCACCAGUUCUUUCGCCACUGAUUUUUCUUGGCCUUUCCCUGAAUGGCUUUGGAGGGAUCUGCCUGACCUUCACCUCUUUGACUCUGCCCAACAUGUUUGGGAACCUGCGAUCUACUUUCAUAGCACUCAUGAUCGGCUCGUAUGCUUCCUCUGCUGUUACCUUUCCUGGCGUCAAGCUGAUCUAUGACGCUGGAGUUUCCUUCAUCAUCAUCAUGCUUGUCUGGGCAGGCCUGGCUUGCCUCAUCUUCCUCAACUGCUUGAUCAACUGGCCCCGGGAAUCCUUCCCAGCUCCAGAGGAAGCCAACUACACGAAGAAGAUCCGACUGAGCAGCCUGGCCCUCGACCACAAGGUGACGGGCGACCGGUUCUACGUCCACCUGACUGCGGUGGGGCAGCGGCUGAGUCAGAGAGCCCCGCACCUGGAUGAGGGCAAAGAGGAGGUCUUCCCCUCCGUGCAGAAUGUUCCUGAGGGGGGCGCAGGCUCCUCGCAGCGCCCCAUCCCCUUCCGCCAGAGCGUAUGCUCACCCAUCUUUCUGUGGAGCCUCUUCACAAUGGGCAUGACUCAGCUGCGCAUCAUCUUCUACAUGGCAGCCAUGAACAAGAUGCUGGAGUUCCAGGUGACAGGCGGCAAGGACUCCGAAGAGCUGCAGAAUGAAGCUGAACAAACAGUCAGCUUCUAUUCCUCCAUCUUUGGUGUCAUGCAGCUACUUUGCCUUCUCACCUGCCCCUCCAUUGGCUAUGUGAUGGACUGGCGCAUAAAGGACUGUGUGGAUGGGCCUGGAAACAAGGGUGCUGCUGCAUUAGCUAGGAUGAAGGAGAAAGGGAAGCCGCCCAAAGUUCGCUACCAAAAGAUCCAGAAGCUCACCAAUGCUAUCCGUGCCUUCGUCAUCACCAAUCUCAUGCUGGUGGGGUUUGGUAUCACCUGCCUUAUCAACAACCUCCCUCUGCAGUACGUGACUUUCAUCCUUCAUACCAUGGUGCGCGGCUUCUUCCAUUCUGCCUGUGGAAGCCUCUACGCUGCUGUGUAUCCGUCCAAUCACUUUGGCACUUUGACCGGCCUGCAGUCUCUGAUCAGCGCUGUAUUUGCUCUCCUGCAGCAGCCGCUCUUCAUGGCCAUGGUGGGGCCAAUGCAUGGCGAUCCCUUCUGGGUGAAUCUUGCCCUCCUCAUCUUCUCUUCUGUGGGCUUCCUGCUUCCCUGCUACCUCUACUACUACCGCCACAGGCUUCUCCAGGAGCAAGCGGCAAAAGAAGGGAUGGAUCAGGCUAACGGCACCAAUGUGAAACUCCAGGACAGCACAGUCACGAAUGGCUUGUUGAGCAGUGACACAACCACCAUAUAAGUCUUGAGAGGGAAGGUGGGGAGUUUGGCGGAGAACGGAAUGUGGAACUGGAGUGCCUAGCAGAUGGAGAGAAACACUAUUGGCAAGGGGUGGGCAAAAUACUGUGAGAAGGUUAUAUUUGGAGCCUAUGAAAAUAACAGAGGUGCUUUUAAUUCUCAACAAAUGCAUAUCUAUAUUUAUAGCUAUAUCUAUAUUUUAUAUAUAGAGACAAAGAAAGAAAUCGAACUCUAUUUUUUUGCAGAAUAUUUUAAACAGCCCAAUGCCUUUUAAACAGAUGAUUAGACCUAGAAUAGUUUUUAAAACACCCUUUCCCCUCUUUUUCAAAAACAGCAGAUCAUGGUUACGAUGCCUAGUUCACAAUUCUCAGCCAGCACUUUCCAAUCAUAUUCAGCACUGUGAGAUAGAGUGUGCAAAUUACCCUAUUUCCUUCUCUUUGCAUGAUACUAAAUGCUGAAAAAAUUGGAGUGAGUGAAAUGCACCAAGAGAAUGUAGUCUGUCUGAUUAUUCUGGUGAGUCAAUAUUUCCUUGCAUUUUGGCAGCUGAUGCUCAGGUAUCAAGCAAUGGAAUGCAUUACUGGGACAUCACUUAACAGAUGCAAUCUCUGCUUCCCCUCUCCCCUUUUCUGAGCUUUAUAAUAACAAGAUAUCUCAAUAGUUGUCCCCCAGAGACAACAUUCUGAUGGCUUUCUGAAUGCCUCAUAUAUUUCCAUGUGUUUGGACCUGUCUUAUCAGAGGUAUAUCAGGAUUACAUGUAACAACAAACCAUGGUUUAUUUUAACUAUGUUGAAUAGUGGGUUGUUUCAUGCAAACCUGGAACUACCAUGACAGAACCCAUGGUUUGUUUUUGGGCUGUGAGUUGUUUAACCUAUGGGUGAACCCAAAACUGUGGGUCAUUCACGGGUUGUUUUAUAUGGUUGCAGAAGGUGGUAGCAAAAGUAGUAAAACAACAAUUACUACUACUAUCAGUACUUCUACAUGCUGCAUUAAUACAGUGCUGCAAAAAUACAUGGAAUAGUGGGAGGGAAUGGGAGAGAGAAGAACCAAACAACCCAACAACUUAAAACACAACCUGCAGUUUUCUUGAUCAUCUAAUAGCCAAAUCAUGGCCUAACUCUAGGAAAGGUAACAGCCCAUGGGUUAAUUAGGCCAUCAGUUGUCAUUAUGUGUCAACCAUAUUGAUAGAACGCUGAGGAAUAUAUUAACAGGAUUUGUAUAGGGGAGAACAAUGUGUCCAUUUUUAAUGACCUUUGUUUAGAUUGUGUCCUUCUAUGAGAGACUCCAGAAAAUACCUCCUUAUGUUAUGUUUCCAACCCUAGCCAAGUGGUUUAUUUAUUUAUUAAAAUGCCUACUGUUGCCUUUCCACGGAAAA
This is a messenger RNA of Varanus komodoensis (Komodo dragon), 3364 nucleotides long. RefSeq names its product solute carrier family 43 member 1 (gene SLC43A1). Gene Ontology annotation, molecular function: L-amino acid transmembrane transporter activity; neutral L-amino acid transmembrane transporter activity. The transcript is spliced from 16 exons. Gene Ontology annotation, biological process: transmembrane transport; neutral amino acid transport. The record is from RefSeq and is a predicted model, not a curated record. Bases 269 to 1996 code for a protein of 575 amino acids. Lineage: Eukaryota; Metazoa; Chordata; Lepidosauria; Squamata; Varanidae.